UCCCCAGCUGGCUGAAAGUAAGUCAACAGAGCCCCGGAAAUGUUUCCCGUAACUAAAUCGAGGGUUUAUGUCACCCUGAACAGGAGUAGGAAGUUGGUUUUUGCGGAUUUUUAGAUUUGGCUCAUGCGCACAAAGGCGCAGUCCUUUGGAGGAGACGUGUUGCGUUGGAUUAAAAAAAAUGGAGCGCGACUCCCAAAGUUGACUUCACCUGUUUUGGGCGUGAUCGCUGAAAGCUGCAGGCAGGUAUGGAGGCUGAGGCUGAGGCUGCAGGAGAAGAGCCGGACCGGAGGAAGGUGGCCGCGCUGAGCGCUCCUGCCCUGUCCGCCGCUCGCCUCACCUUACCGGGAGUCAUGGACGCGGAGGGGAGGGUGGACGAGACCCGGCUCAGGAUGCACAUCUUCAAAAACGGUGGCGUCUCUCCAUCGGAGCGAGGCCUUGUGUGGCGUUUCCUGUUCGGGAUGUACCCUUGCAGCUCCACAGCUUUAGAGCGAUCUCUGCUGCAGGAGCAACUGUUUGUGCGUUACCGGGUCAUGAAGAGGAAGUGGCAGCAGUUUCUCCCCUCAGCACUGCAGAUAUACCUCAACGGCACAGAUGCUAAGUUGAUUGAAGCUGUCAGGUACUUUGACCAGCGGGAAAGACGACAGCAGGCCCAGGACGAGUCCGAAGAGGUCAGGGACAGGCUGGCAUUCUUGGAGCUCCAAGCACAGAUAGUAUUUGAGCGGGUCACAUUUGACCACGAGGAGUUGAGAGAAGCCAUACGAAUCAUCGACAAGGAUGUGCCCCGAACCAACCGAGACCUGAGCUACUACCAGGAUGAAGGUUUGGGUAACCUGUUGGUUUUGAGAGACAUCCUCAUCACCUAUGCCGCUUUUCAUCCAGAGGUUAGUUAUGCUCAGGGCAUGAACGACCUGUGCAGCCGCUUCCUGGAGGUUCUGAACUCUGAGGUCGAUACUUUCUGGAGUUUUUCUUGCUACAUGGAGAAGUUUUCCAGGGAUUUUAGAGCUGAUGGCUUACACAGGAAAAUAGAACUGGAAGCAGCCCUGUUGAAGGAACUGGACCCUCCACUUUAUGCUCAUUUGGUCAAAGACAACAUGGAGAGCUUCACAUUCUGCCACAGGUGGCUACUACUGGGUUUCCAAAGGGAGUUUGAACACAGUGAUGCACUACGCUUGUUUGAGAUCCUGAGUUGUGACCACCUGGAGCUCAUCUCUCAGCAAGUGGACCGCGCCCGUUAUCAGGAAAGAUUGGCACAAGAGUACCGCACAGAGGAAGAUCCCGAGUCGGAGCUGCAGGCCUUCAACACUGACUUCACCUUUGAGCUCUUCAUCUGUGCAGCCAUCCUGCUGGAUAAUAGAGAGUCUCUGCUGCGAUGCCAGGAUGAUGUCCAGCUCAUCCAGUUUACCACCAGCCUUCAGGGAACGCUGGAGCUCAACAGCACACUGAAGAAAGCAGAGCACCAUUUCUACAACUACUGCAAGCGCUGUGCUUGGGACUAUAUGAAUGGACGCUGCAGAACAAGCAAAAGAAAACAUGAGGACUUUUUAGCUCAUCUCCUAAAUUUAUUUGUUUUGAAGUAAUAUAUAUCAUGUAAAUGACUAUGAAACUAUAGUUUUAUAACUGAAGAAAUACUGUAAUAUUCCUUAUGUGUGGUUGAGAUUGCACAUGUUUCAUUUACUUAACAUUCCUGAGGGAACUGCUGUCAUGAUAGCUGCUUAUGAUUCAAGUGAUGAAUUUAUUGGUAUGUUCAUUUUCUAUUCCCACUUCAUCCCGGUAAGGACCACUGGGGAGCUGGAGUGAGGUGUGUUACAUCCUGGAAACAGCCACACAUCUUCACACUCAGAAGUUAUUAGUUAUUGUUGUUUAGUAUUAUUGUACUGUAUUUAUUUUACAAAUAUGGACCAAACAGCUGUGAAUCAACUUGUUGGAUCUCAUGAAAAUGUAAUUUUAAAGCUUAACACGUUUCUGGCCCCACAAGGGCUUUAACUACCGUAAUGCCUUUCAGGAGGUUAUGUAAUGGUGAAAUGCUCGUGGCAUGUAGAUGUGGCACGUUGCAGCAGGUGCUGUCAGUUACAAACUGCAGUUACAUUUGAUGCCUCACAGAGGCAUAUGCAGCAAGAAUAUAUGAGCUCCAGCAGAGGGACUGUGCAGUGACAGGGAAGAGAAAUGCUGAACAAGCUGUGCCUUUCAUGAAGAAUUAAAGUUUCACUGUAUGAUCUACAGUUAAAACAUUUGCCUCAAUAAAACUUGUUCAAUUUAAGAUUAUUUAUAAUGUAGUCAUGGUAAUAUUAGUGUUAUUACAAAUGAACACGAGGAUUGUGUUUUGUGUAGUUUUUUGAAUUGCAAAGUAUUUUAAAAUGACUUUGAAUUCAUUAGUGAGGAACAGAGUAAUCAUUACCUCAAAAAGAACUCAAAUAGUACUCAUGCAUGUGGUGGAUGCAAAGGUCUGAACAGACCAUCUGUAUCUCAAAGAAGAUCACUGCUAACAUUUUAUGUCUUUUUAAAGUGAGUCAAUGGGGCAAGCUGUCUGUUUUUGUUUCCAAAGGCGUACAGCUCACUC
Molecule: messenger RNA, 2557 nt
Organism: Cololabis saira (Pacific saury)
Lineage: Eukaryota; Metazoa; Chordata; Actinopteri; Beloniformes; Belonidae
Product: TBC1 domain family member 15
Exons: 10
Coding region: 246-1577 (443 amino acids)
Biological process (GO): activation of GTPase activity
Molecular function (GO): GTPase activator activity
Source: RefSeq, a predicted model, not a curated record